This is a messenger RNA of Toxoplasma gondii ME49, 8518 nucleotides long. RefSeq names its product phosphatidylinositol 3- and 4-kinase. The transcript has 15 exons. The record is from RefSeq and is a predicted model, not a curated record. Lineage: Eukaryota; Apicomplexa; Conoidasida; Eucoccidiorida; Sarcocystidae. Bases 2939 to 6625 code for a protein of 1228 amino acids.
GACUGAAUCAGGUCCUUUUUUCGCUUGUCGUGUGUAUCUCUGCGAGUUUUCUUGACCGCAACUGUCACGGCUUGCUGCGUUUCAGGUGCUGCGUAACGGCCAACGGAGCAGGACGAAUCUCGCACGCGAACGUCAACACGGAGAGGCGGGAGCGCUGUUCGCCGUCCAGCGCAAGGCGCUUUCGCGAAUCUCGUCGUGUUUUCUGGCGUUCUCUCAUUCAGAGGAAAAGCUAGUUCACGGAGCGCGUUCUACGUAGGGGUCCAGCAGAGAGCUACCCCUUCGGACUGUGAUCUGUGUCCUUCACGAGCGCGGGAGGUCCCGGAACUCAACCGCCCAGGAGACGCCUCCACAGUGUGGUUAGCUCUCGAAAUCGCCUCCGGCAGAACGACUGGACUUGCGGGUUUUGCGGUUUCCUUUUCACUGGGCAAGACUCGCGGCGAGUUCGUCAUCCCCGUUCCUGCCGACAGACACCUGCAAGAACUCGCGAAUUCCUGACUGCACACAGCCAGCUUAGCCUGUGGCGCGCGGCCGAGACCCACAGGUUUUACACACCGGUACUGCGCGCGUUCGUGAAGAGAAACUCCCGGUUCCGCGACCCGAGGGCGAAACUGCAGCGAAAGCGUGAUAAAGUGACACGGAUGUCGCAGUCCCGUGUCAAAGCCCUCUGCAUUUUUCGGAGCGGCUCUCCGCGUCGGUAGCCCCCAAGACUGCGCGUCGCUCGUGCCUGUGCCGCGGUCUCGGGGUUCCUGGCUCUCUGUCCCCUUUGCUGUUUUAAAUGCAUUUUUGGGAGCAUUUCUGCGUGCGAGAGUGGGGCUGAGCCUCGAAAAACGGAAACCCAGUGCGUUUCCCGCCGUGGAGAACGGGGCCCGCGCGUUCUGAAAAGACGAGGCCGAGUUUCUGUGUCUGUGGAAACGCGAAGCGCGCGCGUUUCUGAAGUGUGACAAACAGACUUUUAGGCUUUUCGGGCUUGUUUACGCGGUAUCUUCCGGAUGCGCUCCAGUGUUUAGCUACGCAUGUUCCCGGCUGUGGCGCCUCCGGUUGCUGCACAGCGCGUUGCGUUUGCGUCCGACUUUGCCCUCCUCUUUCAGCCAAAAGCGGGAGGCUGGUAUAUCUGUGAAUCCGCGCUUCUGUAGCUUUCCAAGGAAUCGCCAGGAAACGCGAGGAUCGGUUCCGCAGCGAAGAAGAGGAGGUUGCGACACCGAAGCUGUGGACCGCGGAGCUGUUGACGGUUCUCUUCGGCCCUUUCGAUAACUUUUUUUUCCGUAGACACCUGUUUGAGACGACCCGUCGCGAAAGAGUCAAAGCGGGCAGAGAGAACCCCGGGAGAAGAUGUCUGUCGUGGCCAUCGGGAGAGUUCGCCAGGUCCGAGCGCGAACUCGUUUUCUCCCCUCUGUGCUUUUUCGACGCUUUCUCGCGAACGCCUUUCGUCCGUUCCGGCUUUCUGCGAACCUCCUCUCUAAAAGCGUUUCCACGCUCCCAGCGUUCCCUCCUGGCGGCGCUGCGGAGGGUCUCCCCCUACGCAAGUCAGAUGUGCGUCAGCUCGGACUCUUCGACUGCAGAAGUUUCUGAAAACGCGCCUCGAGAAGGCGCGUUUGUUUUGUGGACGUGCGUCUUGCGUCCUGAACUGCACGCUGCAUUCGAAGAGUCUUCGCGUACACUCCGCUCCACGAGUGGAUUUCUGCGCCUCUAGGCCCGCAGAUCUCUCUCCUUUUGUGGCAGUGUUGAAGCAGCUCGUUUGCGGAGACGCGUGUGUGUUCCUGAAUUUAUUUUUAUCGCUUUUCCUCUCAAAAAGGGCGGCGAGCUGGACGCAUUCGCACCGCCAGUGCGCUGAGGUGGAGACAGCCACCCCCGGUGCAUGCAUAUUUGGUUCGUGAACGCCCUUUUUCCGUCCGAGAGACAGAGAGUCCCGUCUGCUCCCUCGGUGCGGCCUUCCCUCUCGCAUUCUUCCUCCCCGAUCUUCUUUUGACGCAAUUGUUUCUCGACGCCUGUCUUUCCAGAGAGCUUCACGAGGAAAAAGGUUUCUUCUCAUGAGACGUCUCCUUGCUGCGCGACUCAGCAGACGGAAACUCUCCCUCCCUUCCUCGCUGGAGAGAGUCUCUGCAGUCUGCUGUCCUUCGCAGCCAGGACUUCGCGUCCUCUCCGCUCUCGUCGCAGUGUUCCGGCAGAAAAAGAGGCGCUUCGGUGAAACGGAGUUGCGGCUCUGAACGCGACGGGGAAGCCUUGUGUGCUGCGCCGUUGGUUUCGCGUUCUUCAGGUCCUCGUUACCCAGAAGAACAGAAGCUUCCGCGAACAAAGAAACUACAGAUUUCCUCAGGGACUCUUCGCCUGUUGAUGCGCGGCGUUGUUCGCCCCGCGCGAGUCAAGCGAGUCUUUCUGCCCAGCGUCUUCCGCGUUCGUCGCCUUCGUGAUCUUCGGCUGCUGCGUUCUCCCUUGCGAGUGUGACUCUCUCCUCGCAGGGGAGGAACAGAGGAGGAGCGCUGCGUAGCGCAGGUGCCUGCGUCUCUCGUUUUUCGUCGAAUGGCUUUUUGCCUCUUCUGCCAUUGCCAGUUCCUCCCUUCUGCACAAACCGCCCGAGUUGGCGCAGACACACACAGGGUCCAGUCGCCAGUUGGAAUUCGAGGAUUCCUCGAAAGGGGGAGUCGUUUGUCCUCAUCUUCGUUCUCCCCGUUCUGUGUGUCUCCAUUCCGUUCUCGUCGGUGUUCUUGCCCGGUUUCCGCCGCGCGCGUCUGAGAAGAUUGCGCGUCUGAAGAAGAUUGCGCGUCUGCUCUCUUCUUGAGGGACGACUGCUCUCUUCUUGAGGGACGACGGAGACAGAGCGCAGGUGCAGAGAGGAAGCGGCGCGUCUCUCUCGCGGUGUUUCUCGCAGAGCGAUACGUCGCAGGCGGAGUCUGUUCGUCGCCUCGAGUUCGGCCUCGCUCUUCGUCGGGAACGGUUCUCCAUGGCUUGCGCGAAAAUGGGGGAGGGUGGAGGCGCCGCGCCAGCAGCCUCUGGGGGCCUCGCCUCGCACCCUCUCUACUAUUACAGCACACACAACGCGUUGCGCGCGGCAGAGGGCGCCGAGAACUUUUUUCCUGUCACCUUCGUCGAACUGCAUGGAACGCGUACCUGCAAGAUCAACGUGUAUCCGUUCUGCGACGUGCAGAUGGUCAAGCGAAUUCUCCUCAAAAAAAUGAACCUCUCGAGCUGCAUGAAGGUCCGCGACAUCCGACUGCUCUACAAAGGCAGCGAACUGCCGAACUGGAGACUGAUGAACAUCUUCACAGAUGCGCCGCUCAAGAAACUGCACUGGAGCAUUCGCAGCGACAACAUGCGCGCGUCCAUUCGCCCGCUCGUCAGCCAACAAAAACUCCGUGGAAGCCUCAUCCAGGUCAUUGAAGAGGUGAAACUCGGUUUUCGCAGAAACGUCGCCCCCAAGCUGACGAUGGACGGCACUGGAGGAACGUACAUCCUCUUUGAUGCGCGUCGCCGGCCGGUCGGAAUUUUCAAGCCUGAGGACGAGGAAGCGUUUGCGCCGUGCAAUCCAAGAGGCUACGAGGGACGCAUCGGCCAAGCUGGUUUUCGAGGAGGCGUUUUGAGUGGAGAGGGAGCAGGGCGAGAGUACGCCGCUCAUAUUUUGGACUCCCUGUACAACUGUCCCGCUGGCAUUCCUCCGACGACGAUGGUGGAGGCAUGUCAUCCUGCUUUCUGCUACAAAUCUCCCGUCCAAUUGGGGACGACGGGCGACCAUUUGAUGAUGAACAGCUACAUGGCUGCGGCACCGGAGAACGACGCGCAGACGCCAGCGGCCAUGCAGCUCAAGUGGAAGGCAGGGAGUUUGCAGCAAUUUGCGCAAGCAAAGGAGAGCUGCGGAGACUACAACCCUCUGUUGUUUAGUGUGAGCGACGUCCACCGCAUCGCGCUCUUCGACAUCCGCGUGAUGAAUCUCGACCGAAACGAUGGAAACAUCCUUGUCGCGCCUCUACACACUUUCCAAGACAUCACGGCCUCGCUCAACAGAUCCGAGUCUGCAGGCCAUGAGCAUGUCUCGGGUCGCCUAGCUCAACAUCAGCAGAAAAUGAUGUCGAGGCAGCUGGCGUCGAAGCUUCUUCGCUCGGUCUCGAGCGUCGGAUGCGUCGGUCGACCCACAGGAAGCGACGCAGCAGCCACCCAUGCGGCGACGGAGGCCGCGCAUGCUGCCCAGUCUCUCGUCACUCCUGAAGGCCAGCAGACCAAAUUUCGACUCAUCCCCAUUGACCACGGACUGAUUCUGCCGGAUGUGAUUGACGUCGCGACCGUCGACCUCGUCUGGUUUGACUGGCCACAGUGCAAGAUGCCUUUUUCGGAGCACGACCUUGCCCUCGUCUACUCCUUCAACGCAGAGAGAGACGCGGAGCGUCUCCGUCGGAAACUUCUGAUGAGAGACGACUGCUUGAGGACGCUGCGUCUGUCCACGCGCUUCCUCCAGCAGUGUGUGCGACAUCAUCUGAAUCUCCAUCAAAUUGCGACGAUCGCAGCUCGAGACGAUGUUGACCAGCCGUCUGCUCUCGAGCUCCUCGUUCGCACAAGUUUGCAGCGCGCGUAUUUGACGAUGGACUGUGCGUCGUUGGUGUCGACGAAUCGCCUGGGGUUUGGCAUGCUCGACCUGGCUGAGUUGAAGCUUCUGGACGAGAGUGUGCUGGCCUCUUUGGAUGGGCGGCCGCGGCGGGAGACUUCCUCAGGUCGCUCUUCGCGCGCAGCUUCUCGCGGCAGUGCGAAGGCUUCAUCGGGAAAGGAGACGCGGCGCCGGGACUUGUCGCCGUCGGCGCGUCGCACGUGUUGCGCCUGCUGCUGCCGCCACGGACCGCCUUCGUUCGCAAAGCGGCGCGACGACGAAGCUUCUGGAAGACGCAAGUCUCACCGCUGUGGCGGCUGUGCCUGCAAGCCGAAGCGCGAGGACCUUGCGACCUGCGACGAGAACUCUGGGCGGCAGGCAAACAGACAAGAAGGUCUCAGCGGCGUGACGACUGGCGCCUCCUCGUUCGCCGACAGACUUCCCUCUGCGGCCAAGACCGUAGAAGGAAUCAGCAAGGCGAGCAGCUCGGAGUGUCUGGCGAAAUUCAAAACUGAGAGGGCGAGUGGGCGCAGCGAGAGUGGAGAGGCCCUGUGUGCAAGGUCGUUCUCAGGGUCGUCUGCGGAGUCGUUCGAGCUCGAGGCCGUUGGACAGGGCCGUCUGCGCUCCUCCUGCACCACGAGCUUCUCUUCUCUCGGCGGAGUCCGGCGAAGCAGCAGCACUUACAACUGGUAUCAGCGCGGGGCGUCAGGCAGCGACGAGACGAAGCAGACUCUUGACGCUCCCGAACUCGCAAACGCGGCGAUCCCGGAGGAAGCAGCUGUGGGCGAGUCUCGACAGAGCAGAGCUCUCUGUCGAGACAGCGAAGCGACGCCGUGCAGAAGAGCCUUCUCCUCGGGGCGAAGCCAGUGCGAGGACAGAGGAAGUGGAACAGACGGCGACCUGUUCGAUCGCCGCGAAGCAGCUGUAUGUACGCCCGGCUGCGCGGCCGCAGUCGAGCGUCGGUGCGACGGUUUUCGCACCCGCUGUGGGCGCUGCGACGCGCAGCAAGGCGAGGGCAGUGACUGCGGGACUUGCUCGCGAGUCGCAGGGCGGCUGUCGAGUGACUUCUCUUCCGAGAGCGAGGAGAGCGAGGAAAGCACGGCGAACCGGUGCGCGAGUGGAUCGACUUCUUCUUCUCGCUCGAGCGUCUCGACACCCAGUCGAGGCGGGGGUCUGAGCGACAGCAGCGGCAGCGACGACAACGACGCAGGCGACGAGAACGACGAAGACGAGAGUGGAUACGACAGCGACGAGGAGGCAGACGGCGCGCGUGGACGACGUACUUCGUGCAGCGGGAGUGAGCGUGAGGAGCCGCGAGGAAAGUCGGAGAAACUCAACACGAGUCACUCGGCCCCAGUUCUGCAUGCGGCGGUCACUCCCCACCUUCGCUCGCUGCCGUCCGCCGCGUUCUUCGACUAUCCGCCCAGCAUGAUGGAGGCGCAGGGAGCGGCGAAGGGUGAGGCCGGACGCAGGAGGCGCCGAAAAAAGGCUCGCGCGAAGAAGCCUGACGCGCAUGACAGAGAGCGGCGCAGCACGGAAGAGAGCGAUAGCCGGCAACAGACGCGGACAAAGAAGGAAGGCAAGGGCGAGAAGGAGACGACUCACGAAAAAAAGGAAGAAAACGUCUUCGAUGCCGUGCGAGGAACGCAACGGGGGACUGUCCGACGACUCAACGGGACCGCAGCUGGUACGGCUUAUAGACGGAGAAAGCAGCAGCCGCACGGCGUGGGCAGCACGUGGUUGCUCUACGACACUGACGGGCGUUCGAUUCCUCUGGACUGGUCCGAGCCGCGUUUCGACAGACUGUUCUUCGACUGCUUCGAGGAGCUGCUGAGGAAGUACAUCGUCCAGCAACACCCUGAGUGGGCGUCUUAUCCGUACAAAGGAUCUCGUCUGGAUGCGCAGUUGAAGAAGGAAAAAGAGGCGGGGGAGAGACGAACGAGCGAACCUGUGACAAAGAAAAACUUGAAGGAGAACGCGACGCCAGCUGCUUGCUGCUGCGACCACGGCUACCAUCACUGCGAACUUCUGCAGGCCCAGAGAGAUGAAAAGUGAAGGCUGCUGCAACAGAUAGAAAAGGACAGACAGACGGAGACUGGGGACAAGGGAGGAGAGAGUUGAGGAGAGAACAGAGCCUGUGGAGACAAGAGAGAAGAAACGAGGAGGGGCAGGUUAAAGUGGCGGGUGGAGCGGAGACAGGGCGAUGGUGAAGGCAGGUCAUAGGCCUGAAGAAAAGGAGGAAGACUGGGAGGAAGAACAAGAAGCGGAAAGCGACGGAAGAGAGAGAGGCUCAGAGCUUGUGUGCGGAGGCAUUCUGGAGAGAAGACGAGGUCCUCAACUGAGAAAAGGUGAAGAGGAAGAGAAGGGAGACAGGGAUCAGUUUUUUGUGGGCAAUAAGAGGACAGCAGUCGCUGAGAUGCGAGAAAACGGAGAGGAGACUGUGGCGGAAGAGAAACGCGGAGUGGAGAGAAAGGAGAAUGUCUUUUUUUCUUUCUUGAGAAGUACUGUGGAUGCCCAGACCGCAAGGCGUUUCUUUUGACGACGCGUGCAUGCCGAAUGCAGUGUACGUACAGAGGAGAUCCCGUCGCGGAGAGAUGCGGAGAGGGUUAUUCGUGUUUUGUGCAGAAGUGGAAAUUUUUGGUGGGAAGGAAGGCGAAAAAAGUGGAAGACAGACACAUACGGGAGACGGCUCUCUCGUUCGCGAAGAAGAGGCGUAUGAACAGCGAGACCGAGUUCUCUCCGCGCUUCCAAAUUCGACUUCUAGGUGUACCUGCAUGUAGGUUUUUUAUUCCAGAGUUUUCGACACUUUGGACGUUAGAAGUCGUAAAAACGAGCAGCCGCUGUGAGCACGCAAUCUCACAGAAAAUGCUUUUUUUUCUGAGCGAAGCGCCCCCCCCCCUUCCCUCCCCUUGCGCUGAAAGUCAAUAAAGUUUGCCUCGAGAGGGAGAACGUCUCGUUAUUUUUGUUUUUUCCUGCGAAAGUCCCGAGCGCCAGCCAGGUUCUUGAAACAUGCGCGACUGCAUGCAGUUCUCCAUCGAACUAUAUGUACAGUGAAAUAUGUAAGCAUUUAUAAUCAUAUAAGCAGAUCUCUCGAAUUGCAUAUAAACAUCUCCAAAUAUUCUUUCUAAAGCGUAGGCAUGCAAAUAGCGUGAAGAAAAAGCGCGUAUGUUUCGAUGGUGCCGAUGGUGGAGCUUCGAGAGAAGAGGGGAAAGUCGGGGAGAUGGAAACACCGAGAGGGCGCACACCGUGUUUCUGCCUCGCCAGACGCCCUUUCGUUUCUCUGCUGAGGCGCAUGCGAAGGCGGUGCCUCGACGCCAGUGCUCUCCCUGGGUUGACAACCGAGGUGGAAGUUCGAGGUUUCGCGAGACCGAAAGCCAGUUGUGUGUGGGUGGGUGUGCAUCAUCCUUUUUUGUGUCGCCUGCGAGACAGGGUCUUCUGGCGGGUGCAGGAAGAAACAGAUUUGCGAGUAGAACCGUCGAGAAGGUGGAGGGGAGGCAUCGAGCGGGGGAGCUCAAGCAGCUCUCUGCAUGCACUGCUGGGUCCUCUGGAGUUUCUGCCCAGUUCGCUCUUUCGGUGUCACUGCGGCGGAAAACAAGUCAGCGAGCAAGGCUUGCUCUGUUCGAAGCAGUCGACUCUCGAUUUUAUUUUUGUGAAGAUUCAGUUUUGAAUUCAGCGGUGAAAUGCGUCAUCGCUGCAUGCGCUUUUCUGUGGGAAAAAAACCCUGUGUGCGGAGCCGCAAGAACCUCUGCCGUCUGAAAAAUGGCAAGUGGACACGAAACUCCAACACAGACAGAUAAAUACAUGAAAACCCAAGCAACCAUGUGUAGAUAUAUAUAUAUAUAUAUAUAUACAUGCAUCCGGAUAUACAGGACACACUGGUUCAAUGUCCGAACACACUUUGCAUGCAUAUAUAUAUAUAUAUAUAUAUAUAUGCAUACAGAUAUGUGU